AUGCAUUGCCUCAUGCUACUCGCUGGCUUCCUCGCCACUCUAAUCGGAAAUGGCUUGGCCGAUGAGUUUAUUCCCGGGUUUAUUUCCCCGCCAAAUUCACCCAGUAACCCCGUAUACACAGUCGGGGAUAGCAUAGAUUUCGAAUGGGUGGGUAUGAGUGGCACAAACGUCGGAGUUCUCAUGUGGCAGCAGUCCCCUGAACCGAGCGUGUCCGGCGGUAACAGCAUUUCGCUUCUAUCGGACUCCUCGUCGACAAGACUCACAUGGAAAGUCUCACGAGACUGGCUCGUGGACAUCGACGACGACGAAACUGUGGUAGCCUUCCUCGCAUUGUACCAAUCUGGAUCCACCAGCGAAGAAUUUCGCAGUCAUUCAUUCAACAUCAGUGCCCUCGCGGACACUCCCUCUGACAAACCUAAGCCCUCCUCAUCUGACGAGGUCACUUCUUCCACCGCGGGGGAAAACGAACCGAAAUCAACUCAAGAAGCAUUGACAGAGACUAUGGUGAAUGAGGCUACCAGAACGAACGCUGCUCCCACGAAUGCCGCAACAACUGACGCAGCUGGCGGUGCGACCACAGCUGCCUUGACUGCUAGCGACACCAGCUCUGAAGAAACAUCGUCAUCGACAGCGAAAUCAUCCCCAGAAGAACCUUCUGACUCGACAUUGUCUACUGAAAAAAUCGCAGGCAUUGUAGUCGGUUUGAUCGUCAGUGUGAUCUCAGCGCUGGGUGGAAUCUCAUUCGUCAGAAGAAGAAAGAAGCGUGCGGUCGAGGAGGCUGAUCCUGAGAUCAAGUUGCAGCCUCAGCAGCAGAGCAGUCAAACUGGUCAGAACACUCAGAGCACCCAUAUUCACAUCCUACCACCAGCCACGGUACCUGGCCAUUUGGUGCAACCCCCUACGUCGUGGAAUGACCCGCCUGUUCAAAGCCAGUCUGGGAAUACACCCCCUCCUCAAAGAUGGACUCACUCAUCUCAGCAAUCAUCGGCUGAGAUCGGCGAUUCCCCCGAGUAUCGCCCAAGCCACGGUCACGGUAACUCAGGAGUCCACGAGGCACCUUAA
Messenger RNA from Ilyonectria robusta, 1062 nucleotides. RefSeq lists its product as uncharacterized. The transcript has 2 exons. The record is from RefSeq and is a predicted model, not a curated record. Lineage: Eukaryota; Fungi; Ascomycota; Sordariomycetes; Hypocreales; Nectriaceae. Bases 1 to 1062 code for a protein of 353 amino acids.